This is a messenger RNA of Syngnathus typhle (broad-nosed pipefish), 1373 nucleotides long. It is a transcript of the gene use1, whose product is annotated as unconventional SNARE in the ER 1 homolog (S. cerevisiae). Gene Ontology annotation, biological process: retrograde vesicle-mediated transport, Golgi to endoplasmic reticulum. Lineage: Eukaryota; Metazoa; Chordata; Actinopteri; Syngnathiformes; Syngnathidae. The transcript is spliced from 8 exons. Gene Ontology annotation, cellular component: endoplasmic reticulum; SNARE complex. Gene Ontology annotation, molecular function: SNAP receptor activity. The record is from RefSeq and is a predicted model, not a curated record. The coding region runs from base 50 to 814 and encodes 254 amino acids.
CCGCAUAUCUGUGACGUCAUUUUAGCGCGACGCCCAGUUGUCUUCCACCAUGUCUUCAAGAUUAGAAAUCAACUUUGUCCGGUUAUUGUCUCGCUGUGAGUCAAUGGCUUCGGUCAAACGGGGCGAGACCGAAUGGAGGUUGGAGAAGUAUGUUGGUGCCUUGGAAGAGAUGUUGGUGGCUAUGAGAAAAAGCAUGAGCAAACCCACUCCAGAGGUGCUCACAGAAUACACAAGAAAGGUGGAUUUUCUCAGAGGCCUUCUAGAAGCAGAGAAGCUGUCAUCCCCAACGGAAAAGGCUCUAGCUAAUCAAUUCCUCGCUCCGGGACGAACACCCACAAUAGCCAACGAGAGGAUGGCUGCGACUAAAACCGUUCACAUGCAGACCAAGGCCCGAUGUACGGGAGAAAUGAGGGAUGAGCUGCUUGGCACGGGCCUUUCAAACAAAGAAACCGAUUUGAGAAACAGAAAAGGGGUGCCUCUGGACGAGCAGCAGUCGGCCGCCGAGCUGGACGCCAUCUUGCAGCACCAGCACAACCUGCAGGAGAAGAUCGCCGAGGACAUGCUCAACCUGGCCAGGAAUUUGAAAAACAACACUCUGGCUGCACAGAGCAUCAUCAAGCAGGACAAUCAGACUUUGGGCCAGUCGAUGCAUCAAGCUGACGUCAACUUUGAGAAGCUGAAAACCGAGUCGGAGCGUCUGGAGCAGCACGCCAAGAAGUCAGUCAACUGGCUCCUGUGGCUCAUGCUCAUCCUGGUCUCCUUCACCUUUAUCAGCAUGAUUCUCUUCAUCAGACUCUUCCCCAGGCUCAGAUGAUGACACCUCGCCCACCCCUCAAAGACUUCAAAGUUCUCCACAGAUCUGUAUGGGUGAUGCAAUGUAAUAUCACUUGAGGUCAAGCGCUCCCUUUUUGUAGACUUCAAGUCUAACUUCUGUAUUUGUUGCUCUAAAGCAAUCAUCAAUAGGCCCAUAGGGCUACAAUAUGGUUGGAUGUUCAUUCUCAUCGUAAUGUCUACUAACAGCCAUCGUACGUCGACACUUAUAAUAAGGUGAGAUGUUGGCAGAGGAAGAACCCGUUUCAUUUUGUUGAUUAUUUAAACAAGAUGUGCAGGUUGGUCAGGCUUUGAGUCACCAAAUCCAGCAGAUGGAGCAGUGGUGAUACAAUUCUUUUGCUCUGCCAUCAUCAUUUUUCAACAAGCAGAAGCGAUUGGCUCGGACACAUUACAUAGACACACGUUCAGUGAAUAUAAAAAGUCUACACACCCUUGCUCGAUUGCCAGGCUUUUGUUCUACAUGUCUUUCUUUUUCUCACUAUUUACGUGACCUUACUUUUAAAACACGAUUGGAAAGUGAAAAUAAAAACCACUGUGAUGUC